GACAAGAAGCUCUGUGGCAAACAUUACUAAAAUUGUCGUCUUGUUUCUUUUUCAAAAUUUCUAAUCAUGACAUGGAGCGGUUGUACGACAAAGGUGCAGUACUCUGUACUAAUUGGUGUCAUACUUUGUGCAGUUUCCAUCUCGAGUAUCACUGUAUCACCGAAAUUUGAGGGAAAAAGGGAUCACGUCGGACAAAUCGACGCACCACCCACUCUUGGACAAAAAACGACACCAACCGCUUCAAAAUUUGAACCUGCCCGCCACGUCUUAUCAAAACGACAAAUUUUACCACCUCUCAUAACCCCAGAAAUGGCACUUCUCCCCCAAAGUUUGAACCUCUUGGCGUCACCACUCUUGAAACGGUACGGUUACAAUCGACGCCGCCGGUACAAUAAUUAUUACGAUGAUGACGACGAUUCUUACGAAGAUUCCGAUGAGGAUUACUACUAUCGGAAUCAGUACAGAAAUCGGCCAUACCCACCACCCACGAUUCCGAUUCAAUACGGGUAUGGACAACCCUGGUAACAUUUAAUAUGGUAUUAAUCCAUGAAACAAAUUAAAUUAACCACUAUAAUUUAUAAGUACUUUGUUUUUGUUGCAUAUGCAUUUUUUAAUUCAAAUUAAGUUAAUUUUGUUACUAACAAAUAUUUAAUAAAAA
This is a messenger RNA of Folsomia candida, 658 nucleotides long. RefSeq lists its product as uncharacterized. The transcript is spliced from 2 exons. The record is from RefSeq and is a predicted model, not a curated record. The coding region runs from base 67 to 525 and encodes 152 amino acids. NCBI's taxonomy places the organism in Eukaryota, Metazoa, Arthropoda, Collembola, Entomobryomorpha, Isotomidae.